UGAGAUCAUAUGGUCGUAUUUUCCAAACUCUAGCUCGGAUGGAUCGACUGCAGCGCAGCGUGUAACUUUUUCCUGUGGGGCGGUGAUCCCAACGGAUGCAACUCUGAUUUUCUCUUACUUCGGCGAUGUAAAAAAAGACUAAUAUAAGAGCAGGUAGUUUCCAUAGAACAGCCUGAGAUUUGUAGUAAGAGUUUACACGGGAGAAAAAUAGCCCUGAACGCUUUAGUGUCCUUUUAAUUUAGUGCACAAACUUUGGUCAACGCAACAUCGCCUCGGAUAUAAAGUGGAGGAAUGUUUUUCUACAUUUAGGCUUAAAGGGUUGUUAUGAGAGUUUGACAGCUGCAGCGCUGGAUCCCUGAAGCAGGACAAAAUGACAUCACAGACCAGCAGUCCCAGACCCUGCAGAGUUUGACCCAGGAUGGAACUGAAGGUGUGGGUCGAUGGAGUCCAGCGUGUGGUCUGUGGGGUCACAGAGGCCACCACCUGCCAGGAAGUGGUCAUCGCUCUGGCUCAAGCCAUUGGUCGCACAGGACGCUACACACUGAUCGAGAAAUGGAGGGACACAGAGCGACACCUUGUUCCUCAUGAGAGUCCAGUUGCCUCUCUGAACACUUGGGGUCAGUAUGCUGGUGAUGUGCAGUUUAUUCUGCACCGCACGGGUCCCUCUCUCAACGAGUACCCUACAGCUGAAUGUCAGACUCCUUUGGGCCCCGAGCGUGGCCUGCACCGGCAGAGCCUUCCCCUGAUGGCCAAACUCCGAGCUCCAGGCGACCGUUCCCUGCGCCGACGAGAACCACGACGUAAAUCUCUGACCUUCACCGGUGUGCCCCGCAGCCUGAGGGAUAUCCUUAGUGGAGGCAGGCUCAGUGACAGUAGCGCUAGACAAAGAGAGGUUUUAGUAAGAAGUGCCAGCAAUUCACCAGCAGUGUCCCCGCGGUUAUCAGGCAACCGCAUAGAGGAUCUCACUCAACUGGUAAGGCUGCAAAGGGAGACCCUUUCGGUGUUAGACGGCAGGAUGGAGGCGUACGAAGCAGAUCUUCGGAUGUUGACUGAGAAAAGAGUUGGACUGGAGGACAACGAAAUGUUUGUGAAAUUGACUGAAGAGGUUUCACGGUUGGAAAAGCAAGUGCGACGGAACAAGGUGGAGAUUGAGGAAGAGGAGUUCUGGGCGACCGAGCUCCAAAUUGAACUCGAGAGUGAAAGGCAACUGCAGGAGCGGAUCCAGGAGUUGAGCGGUCGGCUGCGCGGUUGUGAGGUGGAUCUGGAGCAGCGGAUGAGGACUCUGCAGGGUGUGGAGGCUGGGAUAGAGACUCAAAGGCAACAUAAGGAGAUCAGAGAGACCCAGCAGGCUAGUGAAGGGGAGGUGAAGGCUAGACUUCAGAGAGCGAAGGCAGAACUCAAGGUUCAGGCUCAACACUCGGCCCAGAUUGAAAACAGCUCUAGAGCAGUGGACCGCUCGCUGACUGAGUCAUGCAGGAGACUGCAGGAGAGUCAGUAUGAACUGGAGCAGCUGACUAAAGAGUUGAGGCAGGUAAAUCUACAGCAGUUCAUCCAACAAACCGGCACCAAAGUCACGGUUCUGCCUGUCGAGCCCGGUGAUGAGGAAUCCAGUAGCACAACAGGUGAUAAAGACUUUGCUGCAUUAACCGGCUCUUUGAAACGACCAAGUUUAUCUCAUCCGGUGGUUGGCAGCAUCCGCGGACUCCACAGUCCAAUCUCUGCUGGUCUGAAUCCUGAGGGUAUCUACGUUUGAGGACCGCAAAUAACUUCAAUAGAAGAUUUCAAAACCUCUC
Molecule: messenger RNA, 1793 nt
Organism: Danio rerio (zebrafish)
Lineage: Eukaryota; Metazoa; Chordata; Actinopteri; Cypriniformes; Danionidae
Source: RefSeq, a predicted model, not a curated record